This is a messenger RNA of Solanum stenotomum, 1083 nucleotides long. RefSeq lists its product as uncharacterized. The transcript has a single exon. NCBI's taxonomy places the organism in Eukaryota, Viridiplantae, Streptophyta, Magnoliopsida, Solanales, Solanaceae. Gene Ontology annotation, molecular function: nucleic acid binding; zinc ion binding. Bases 1 to 1083 code for a protein of 360 amino acids. The record is from RefSeq and is a predicted model, not a curated record.
AUGGAAAAAGUUUUUGAGGGAUGGAAGAGGGGCAUGCUCAUUGCCUUGACUGAGAAAAACAAGUCGGGUUUUAUUGAUGGAUCAACUCAUGAACCUGCUGUUGGAACAGACCUACACAAUGCUUGGUCGAGAGCAAACAACAUGGUAAUUUCUUGGCUUUUGAACUCUCUUUCUAGAGAAAUUUCUGCAAGUGUUCUAUACUCUUCCACCGCUAAAAAGUUGUGGGCAGAAUUAGAAGCCAGGUUUGGACAAAUUUCAGGUGCUAAGCUUUUCCAGCUUCAAAAGGAACUAAGUGACCUUGUUCAGGGCUCCUCUGAUAUUGCCACUUAUUACACAAAGAUGAAACGUCUUUGGGGUGAAUUGGAUGUUUUGGAUUUCUUCAUUCCAUGUAAUUGUUCUUGUUCUUGUGGAGCAAAGGAAAAGAACAUUAAGUCCAAGCAAAAUGAACGCUUGGUUCGAUUUUUAAUGGGACUUAAUGACUCUUAUUGUACACCUAGAGGUAAUAUUCUCAUGAUUUCACCACUCCCUUCUAUCCCAAAUGCUUAUGCAUUGUUGAUGCAAGAGGAGAAGCAAAGGGAGGUCCAGAAUCCACCAAAGUUUCCUGGUGAAUCUUCUUCAUUCAUUGCUAACAAUGGUCUGCGAUCAUUUUCUACUGAUUUCAAGGGACAAAAAGGGACUUAUGAUAACAAGAAGUCUAAUCUUGUUUGCAGAUAUUGCAAGAAAACAGGACAUAGCAUUGAAAAAUGUUAUAAGAUACAUGAAUUUCCAGCUGAUUAUACAUUUACUAAGUCAAAAAAUAUUCACAAUUCUGUUAAGAUUAAUGUUGUGAUUUCUAAUGAAUUUUCUGGAGAUUCUUUCCUAACUAGCGCAGAAUCAGAGGAGCAUGAGAAACUCCUCACACAGGUGCAAUUGGCGCAGGUCAUGCAACUGCUUCAACAGGUGAAAACUAAGGAUCAAGCCAAUAAUUCUGAUGUCAUAGCUUCUGCCAAUUGUGCUGAUAUUCCUUUAAGCCCUAAUCAUUUCACUCUAAAUUCCACUAUUGAUGGUAAAACGUUCACUAAUGAGACGUGGAUAAUAGACUGA